AUGCAAAGCAACCUUCGCAGCGGCGUCCGAAAUGUGCACAAAGUCACUCUAACUCGCUCAGCUUCCGUUCAACAGCCCGCUAUCCGCAUCCCCAAUGCUCGUGUGUCGGGCGACAGCCAUGUACGGACUAUCUCCCAGUCCGCUGCGAUGCGCAGGGCUAUCCCUUUCUCCCUUAAUACAUACAGUGGCCCACAGGACGACCGCGAUGAACGCGUGGUUCGCAUGCUCAUGUUCGGAAAGCCCGGCGCAGGCAAGGGAACCCUGACCGCACGCCUUGCCCAAAAAUACGACAUACUCACUCUGUCAACUGGAGACCUUCUGCGCCAGCAUAUUGAGGAGCGCACGGAUAUCGGUCUACAAGCCGAGGAAAUUGUAGCUCGAGGUGGACUGGUGCCCGAUGACAUGAUGCUGAAGGUUGUAACGAGCAAGUUGGAUAACCUCCAACACAAGCAUUGGAUCUUGGAUGGCUUCCCUCGCACCAUCGGACAAGCUGAAUUGCUAGAUGCUCAUCUCAAGAAACGAAAUAUGCCAUUGACACUUGUUGUAAACCUUGACGUUCCCGACGAAGUUAUUCUGAGUCGUAUAUCCGACCGAUGGAUCCAUCGUCCUUCGGGUCGCGUCUACAACAUGUCUUACAAUCGCCCACGCGUCAUUGGCUUCGACGAUCAAACCGGAGAACCGUUGACGAAGCGUCCCGAUGACAAUCCCGAGGUGUUCGCGCGCCGCCUCGCCGCGUUCUACGCGUCUACGUCACCAUUACUCGCAUACUUUGCCAAAUCGGCCAAGACAGCAAAUACCCAUCGCCCGAACACUCACCAACACCCUCACCAAAUAUCCUUCCAUACUCCCUCGGGAUUGAAGGUAAAGACACUUUCUGGCACGACAUCGGACGAGAUUUGGCCGCAUCUAGAUCGCCUCAUCCAUAACAACUUCCCCGGACUGAGAGAAAAAUUAGAAACUAGGGAAAUACGCACUCGGCGCCUCGUCAGUAACGCACUUGCCGCCGAACUCGGGGCCACCACUCUUUCGUAG
Messenger RNA from Psilocybe cubensis, 1032 nucleotides. RefSeq lists its product as uncharacterized. Gene Ontology annotation, cellular component: cytoplasm. The transcript has 4 exons. Gene Ontology annotation, biological process: nucleobase-containing compound metabolic process. The record is from RefSeq and is a predicted model, not a curated record. Lineage: Eukaryota; Fungi; Basidiomycota; Agaricomycetes; Agaricales; Agrocybaceae. Gene Ontology annotation, molecular function: AMP kinase activity; ATP binding. Bases 1 to 1032 code for a protein of 343 amino acids.